Protobothrops mucrosquamatus (brown spotted pit viper) is the source of this 1736-nucleotide messenger RNA. RefSeq names its product leucine rich repeat containing 30 (gene LRRC30). NCBI's taxonomy places the organism in Eukaryota, Metazoa, Chordata, Lepidosauria, Squamata, Viperidae. The record is from RefSeq and is a predicted model, not a curated record. The transcript has a single exon. Gene Ontology annotation, molecular function: protein binding. The coding region runs from base 1 to 897 and encodes 298 amino acids.
AUGGGGGGAAAGAACUCCAAGGACCAAGGAGAGGAAAGCACAAGGUCACCAAAGAGAAGCCAGAAGCUACCUCUUUGGGAAGAAACUCUUCUUUCUGGAAAAGAUCCCAGAACACUGUUAAAGCGUGGGCUCCACUAUGUCAACCUGAACCUCGUCAUGAAGGGGAUGAUAAAGACACCUAACUUUUUAUGGGGACUACCACAAGUCCAGAAAUUGAAUCUUUCACACAACCAGCUGGUGGCCCUUCCUCCUGCUUUGGGGAAACUUGAGCAGCUGGUGGUACUGAACUUGUGUGGGAACCGCAUAAAGUCCCUACCUAAAGAGAUUGGACUGCUUAGGAAUCUGAAGGUUUUAUUUGCCAAUAUGAAUUGCUUGACUGAAGUCCCGUUGGAGCUUGGACACUGUAAGAAGUUGGAAAUUUUGAGCCUCUCACAUAAUUAUAUCUCUUGGCUCCCUUCUAGCAUUGCAGAACUGGUCAACUUAAGGAAGCUGAACCUGAGCAACAAUUGGUUUGUUUAUCUUCCCCUGAGUGUGUUUGCUUUGAUAAAUUUGGAUUUUUUACAUGUAGGCUGCAACAAACUUGAAAAUAUUGGAGACAGUGUCCAGUUUCUAAGCAAAUUGCAGAUCCUGAUUGCUGAUUGUAACAACAUUCAUGCAUUGCCAAGGUCUAUCUGCUCAAUCACUUCUCUCAAAUUGCUAAAUGUUGAUUACAAUGCUAUACAAGCACUUCCCUAUGAACUUUAUUUGCUGCAUGGAUUGCCCAAAAUUGCUUGGAAUCCUCUGGAUAAGGGACUCCAUAUUUUGCACAAUCCUUUGUCAAAACCAUUGCCACAGAUUAUAGAUGGAGGAAUAAACGCACUCUACAAAUAUCUUAAAGACAAAAAUCAGCUUGCAUAAAUUUAUACCUUGUUUUGGAAUAGAUCUGGUAGUAAAGCCUCAACUUCUGCCACAGGUUUUUUCUAGUCAAUGUACAAAACGGAUACUGGAAUACAAUUAUAGUUGUUUUUUUUCUGGAAGCAGGUACAUUGAUUGUGGAAUAAUAUUUUUUUUUCAAAUAAAUGUAUCCUUUGAAUACUGAAAUAGGAGUCAGAAUAACUCUCUCCAAUAAUUUAAUUUUUUAUCUGUUUUAAUGAUCAAUGAAGAUAAUAGCAAUAGCAUUUUAAAUGUUUUUUCUUCUUCUGUGAGACUUCACUAGUAUUAUUUUAAAGGGCAUGACAUGGGUUGUUAUGCAGUUGUGACAAUAACUUAUUCAAAAUGUUAUACAUAUAGUUCACACAUAUAUGCUUUUGUUACUGAAACACCAAAAACUAGAAGAUGAAUUGGUAUUUAUAUUCUCUGAGUAAUAGUUAUUGUUUUAUACCACCUGUCAUGGUUUGUGCUUAUUCCAUUAUUCUUCUAGUUUAUUCUUAUAGUUCUUAUAGUUCUAGCUCAUACAACCAGCUUUCAAAAAUCAUGAUAGAAAGAAUUAAGUUUGCUACUAAUGAAAGAAAUGUCCACAUUCAAAACUACUAAGCAUUGCAAAAAAUAAUUUUAGAACUCAGUACAGAAAAAAUUUGUCAGCAUGAUAGAAACAGUAAGAGAUCACAGAAAUUUGUUCUGUUGCAAAUACUAGGUGGAAUUCACCUAGUUGCACAAGAUUUAAGAAGUAGGGUCAUUCUUCUAAAUAAUGAUUCCAUGAUUAUGAUACAGUUUAUAGUACUGAAAGCCAACUGCAUUUGUUUCCACAUAGCCCAGGG